Molecule: messenger RNA, 974 nt
Organism: Culex quinquefasciatus (southern house mosquito)
Lineage: Eukaryota; Metazoa; Arthropoda; Insecta; Diptera; Culicidae
Exons: 2
Coding region: 260-598 (112 amino acids)
Source: RefSeq, a predicted model, not a curated record
CUCACUUUAUUUUCGUGUACGUACACGCAAUACAUACGCACGUAGAAUGCUCUUUGGGCUUCGGUUCGCGUGUUCAGAUGAUGGUAAAGAAAGUGCACUCCUACAAGGUGAUUUCGCUGAUGCACAAGCUAAAGGCCGCCAAGGUGAUUCCGUCGAGCAUUGUGCCCAACUACGAAAAUCCGUACCGGGUGUCGUUGACCUUCCUUAACAGGCUGUGCACCAACAUUCCGUUCUAGAUGUUUGGGAUAGUGUACGAUACAUGCGACUGGUCGACUGGCUAGAGGCGCCAGGGCAGUACAUUCAGGUCAAUCUGGAGCUGCACAACACUUUCAAGGCCGACGAUCUGGGCAAGGUAUUUAUUCAGUUAAAGGUGGUGGAGCGCAGGAAGCAGACCAGAAACACCGGAAAUCAAGCCGGAGCCGGACCCCAAGAGGUUCCCAUUCUACUACUUGACCCAUUCGAUCAAGAAAUUGACCAAGAUCCCGUUGCACUUUUUCUGCUUGUUGAACAGUUUUCGCGUGCGAAUGUAUGUACUUGCGAAACUAUUUCAGAUCAAACUGUCAGCGAACAUUUGCAAAUUACGAAACAUGGACGGUGAAGGCCAUCAAGAAGAAUCUGAAGAAAUGCAAGUGGGACGCGGCCCGGUACGCGCUUCAUCUUUUGGCCGAUUUGUUAAAUUGUCACGUCAUCUCUCUUGUUGCUCUAGCCGUUGGCCUAGGUUGGCCGGGAGUUGUACUAGAAGAAGGAAUCGGCGGUGGAAAAUUUGCUGGGUCGGAUUUAGGUGUUUUUGAACAAGCGCACCAAGAAGCAUCAUAAUUCGCCUAAUUCGCAGGAGUUUACCAAUUUUAACUGACAGAAUCUAUAUCAACCAAAAAAGAAAACAAAUUCAGGAGCACAAGAACAAAAAGGCUCGAAAUUCAUAAAUAAUUUUAAACAUGUCAUGUUUCUGAUGUUUGUUACUUUAUGUCAUUUGU